Molecule: messenger RNA, 1278 nt
Organism: Miscanthus lutarioriparius
Lineage: Eukaryota; Viridiplantae; Streptophyta; Magnoliopsida; Poales; Poaceae
Source: the annotation of a GenBank genome assembly
AUGGCCGCCGCCGCCACCGCCUUCUUUCCCUCCAUCCCGAGUCCUCGGCCCCGCCUCGCCGCCGCCGUCCGCCGCCCUCCGCCCAUCUUCACCGGCGCCACUGACGCCGUGCCGCCGCCGGAGGACGAGGACUCCAGCGACGACGACGCCGGCGCCUCGCCACGCAGGAGCGGCCGCAAGGACCGUCGCCACGCGGUGCGCAUCGCGUGGGAGAAGCUAGUCCGGUGGUCCCGCUCCUGGCGCCGCCGCAACCGCAGCGACGUCCUCGAGACCACGCGCAAGGUGGUGGUUCUCGGGGGAGGGUCGUUCGGGACGGCCAUGGCAGCUCAUGUGGCGGCCAAGAAGGCCGAUCUAGAGGUGGCAAUGCUGCUCAGGGACGACCUCGUCUGCCGGUCCAUCAACAACAGACAUGUCAAUUGCAAGUACUUAGCAGAACACAGAUUGCCAGAAAAUAUUGUCGCAACAACUAGUGCUGCUGAUGCUUUAGCAGGAGCUGAUUUCUGCUUCCAUGCUGUUCCGGUUCAGUUCAGUUCAUCCUUUCUUGAAAGUAUUUCGACACAUGUUGAUCCAAAGUUGCCAUUCAUAUCACUUAGCAAAGGGUUGGAACUCAAUACCCUUCGGACAAUGUCUAAAAUCAUCCCACGAGCAUUGGGAAAUCGCCGCCAACCAUUUGUUGUUCUGUCAGGACCAUCAUUUGCUGCAGAGUUAAUGAACAAAUUGCCUACAGCAAUGGUGGUGGCAUCCAAAGACAAGAAGUUGGCAAGUUCUGUUCAACAACUGUUAGCUUCCCCAAAUUUGAGGAUAAGCACAUCAAGUGAUGUUACAGGAGUAGAAAUUGCAGGUGCCCUGAAGAAUGUUCUUGCAAUAGCUGCAGGUAUAGUGGAAGGUAUGAGUCUUGGAAAUAACUGUAUGGCUGCCCUUGUUGCUCAAGGCUGUUCAGAAAUACGGUGGUUGGCAACGAAGAUGGGAGCAAAGCCAACUACUCUUUCUGGUUUGUCUGGGUCUGGUGACAUCAUGCUUACAUGUUUCGUCAAUCUUUCACGGAAUAGAACUGUGGGACUACGCCUUGGUUCUGGCGAAACGCUUGAUAAAAUCAUGAGUUCUAUGAACCAGGUUGCUGAAGGUGUAUCAACUGCUGGGGCUGUCAUUGCGUUGGCUCAGAAGUACAAGGUCAAAAUGCCAGUCUUGACAGCAGUAGCACGGAUAAUUGAUAAUGAAUUAACUCCAAAUAAGGCGGUUAUGGAGUUAAUGAAUCUUCCUCAGGUGGAGGAAGUCUAA